Molecule: messenger RNA, 579 nt
Organism: Penicillium cataractarum
Lineage: Eukaryota; Fungi; Ascomycota; Eurotiomycetes; Eurotiales; Aspergillaceae
Exons: 2
Coding region: 1-579 (192 amino acids)
Source: RefSeq, a predicted model, not a curated record
AUGCAUCUCCCCUCCCUCCUCGGAGCAAUCACGCUCCUAAUCGCCUCAACCUGGGCCGACUCCCUCCCCUCCUCAACAGAAAUCUUCUACUGGCCCGUCGGCGCCACUCAACCCUCCGUCCUCGCCCGCGUCGCCUACGAUCCAACCUCCCUAAAAUCCAACGUCCUAGCCUACAACCCACCCAAACCCAAUCAAGCCGAUGACCUCGUCCGUCUAGGACUCUACACCGCGACCCCGACGAACCCGAAACAAUGGACGGGAAGCUUGGUCUCGCUUUCGUCGCUGGCGGGCGCGGAGCAUCCGCCCACGUUGCGCCUUCAUUUGGGUCCGGCGAGUGAGGUUUAUCAUGUGUCGCUGGCGGCAUUCGAGCCUGUUUCUGCGAAGACUGGUGAGCCGAGUGUGGAGCUUGUUGCGAGUGAGACUGGGGCGCAGCCGCAUUUGAAUCGGCCGGUCGUCGUGGGUCCUGAUGGUGGGAAUGCGGAGGAGGUUCCUGAGAAGACUCUGUUUCAAAAGUACUGGUGGGUGCUUCUGAUCAUGGUGUUCUUGACGAUGUCGGGUGGUGGUGGAGAGGGACAAUAG